Phalacrocorax carbo (great cormorant) is the source of this 1443-nucleotide messenger RNA. NCBI's taxonomy places the organism in Eukaryota, Metazoa, Chordata, Aves, Suliformes, Phalacrocoracidae. The record is from RefSeq and is a predicted model, not a curated record.
ACGCGACGCGGCGAUUGGCGGCGGUGCGGGCCCCGCCCGCCAGGUGAAGCGGGCGGAUCACGUGGGGGGAGCGGGCGACCGGCGGGAGCGGCGGCGACGGAGCAGCGGCGGCCAUGAAGCACUACGAGGUGGAGAUCCUGGAUGCCCGGACACGGGAGAAGCUCUGCUUCCUCGAUAAGGUGGAGCCCAACGCCACCGUCGCUGAGAUCAAGAGCCUCUUCACCAAGGCCCACCCCCAGUGGUACCCGGCCAGACAGUCGCUGCGCCUGGACCCCAAGGGCAGGUCGCUGAAGGACGAGGACGUGCUGCAGAGCCUCCCCGUGGGCACCACCGCCACCUUCUACUUCCGCGACCUGGGGGCCCAGAUCAGCUGGGUGACGGUCUUCCUGACGGAGUACACGGGGCCGCUGCUCAUCUACCUGCUCUUCUACUUCCGCGUCCCCUUCCUCUACGGGCCCCGCUACGACUUCACCGCCAGCCGCCACCCCGUCGUCCACCUGGCGUGCGGCUGUCACUCCUUCCACUACAUCAAGCGCCUGUUGGAGACGCUCUUCGUCCACCGCUUCUCCCACGGCACCAUGCCUCUGCGCAACAUCUUCAAGAACUGCACCUACUACUGGGGCUUCGCCGCCUGGAUGGCCUAUUACAUCAACCACCCGCUGUACACCCCCCCCGCCUACGGUGACGAGCAGGUGAAGCUGGCACUGGCCGUCUUCCUGUUCUGCCAACUCGGGAACUUCUCCAUCCACGUGGCCCUGCGGAACCUGCGCCCGGCCGGCUCCAAGACACGGAAGAUCCCCUACCCCACCCGCAACCCCUUCACCUGGCUCUUCCUCCUCGUCUCCUGCCCCAACUACACCUACGAGGUUGGGUCAUGGAUCGGCUUCACCAUCAUGACACAGUGUCUGCCCGUGGCCCUCUUCUCGCUGGUGGGCUUCGUGCAGAUGGCCAUCUGGGCGCAGGGCAAGCACCGCAGCUACCUGCGCGAGUUCCGCGACUACCCCCCGCUGCGCUCCCCCAUCGUCCCCUUCCUGCUGUGACACCCCGCGGGGACACCCCCGCAACACCCCGACCUCGUCACACACCCGCCCCUCGCCCCCCCCCCGCCUGCACCGAGCCUUGGGGACCGCGUGGGGACACCCUGCCAUCGCCCUGCGCCGGCGGUCGGGGCAGGGGACACCAGCCGCUGGUCCUCCCCCGGGGACGUGGCCCUGCUGUCCCUUGUCACCCGCAGGGUCCCGCCCCCAUCCCCCCUCCCAGCGACACUGUCACCUGUGGGGCUGGCGCCGGCGGUGACAAACGGCUGUCACCCACGCGUGACCGUGGCCCGUGUCACCCGCGGUGGCCGGGAACGACGUGCGUCACCCACACGUGACCUGUUGGCGCGUGUGUGUGCGUCCCCUCCAUCCCUACAGGCGGCAAUAAAUCAUGUCACCCGCCCUA